AUUGCCAGGCUGUCAAGCACACGCGCGCGAUGGCUUAGUUAAAACGCUGGCGUCUUCUUUAUCGUGCAAUAAAACACACUUCGUUGUUGAAAUAUACGUCUUCUUUCGCUAAUUUUUUUACUUUGUAUUUUAUUUUAUUUUUUAGCGAUAACGUCAAUUACACGUCGUCCUCUCUCGGCGACCCGGUAAUGUGGGAUUAAAAUGGUCAUCAUCAAGGUUUACGUCGCCUCGUCAAGUGGGUCUGUGGCGGUGAAAAAGCAGCAGCAGGCGGUAGUGGGCUUCCUGGAGGCCAAUCGAAUCGAGUUCCAGGAAGUGGACAUUGCCAUGCUGGAGGAGCAGAGACUCUGGAUGUACCGGCACAUCCCUCGGGACAAGCGGCCGGAAAAAGGCAACCCGCUGCCUCCGCAAAUCUUCAAUGAUGAUCGCUACUGUGGGGACUAUGAGGACUUCUUCCAGUCGAAAGAGAACAACACUGUGUUUUCCUUCCUGGGCGUCACUUCUCAAGCAUCUGUCAAAGUAAAGGAUUCCACUUACUGGUGUUAUGAACAUUACAGUAGUCCCUUGCCUCAUCACAUUUCACUUAUUGCAGUAUCUCUGAUCGUAAAUUAAAAAUUUUAUAUCGCAGAUUUUUCGCCAUCCUGCGGGAUUUUUGCGAAAAUGUUUUCUUCACACGGACGGUUACUUCAGGCUUGGUGACGUAUAGAAGCAAUUCAAUAACUAUAUGGUCGCUACUUAGCAGGUUUUUAUCUAUCACGCUGGAAUUCUCUGCCGGCUAAUUGAAUAAAUCACUUUGUAGAGAUGUGAUUACAUGACCUUAAUCCCAAAGGAGACCUUUCAAGUUUCAUUUAACUUAAUGUGAUAAGUGACUAUGUGAUUUACUUUCUCGCCUGUCCAAACGAUAAGGAGUAUGUUCUUUAUUUGUUUUUGUACUGCAGGAUUCCGAGUCUUAGAUGACAAUACUCAAAAGAAAUGUGAAACCUCCUCUUGUGUCUUCUUACCGUGGAUGCCAAACAUGGAACUUCCUCCAAAACGUCUUGUACAUGUUGAUAAAAGAGACGUUUCAAAAAAGGGACGAUUGACAAUCAUGUAAUUGUUUGUGACCCUGAGCGCUCACCAGCCACAAUAUUAGCCACACCACUGUUUUUCAAUAUCUUUGAUAACCAGUUUAAAGCCCAUUUACUAGUACGGUCUUUUUCCUCACUAGAAAGAGAACUUUGGCAUUGAGAAACAAGUGGCUCAACUUUGGCGUUUUUCUGUUUAAUGAUGUCAUUACUGUUAUUUUAUUAUAAAGUACAAUGUUAUGGAGUGCUAUUUUUCUUCAUUGAAAUACACAUUACAACAGUGUUUAGGGUGAAAGCUAGAAUGGAUUAAUGGCCAUUUUAAAAUUAAUUUCAAUAGAAAAAUAGGCACCACUCUACUAGUAGGACAAGUACAUGUUACUAGGGAGGCAUAACUGUGCACUAGUUGACAACAGCAUGUUACGAGUACUACUCAUGAGUCAUUAAAUUAUAAAAAUCUGCUAGUUAACAUCUAGUGUGUCAAUAGUAAUACUAGUAGCACGCAGAUGCUUUAGGGAAAGCCAUUCAAGCAUUUAACCAGUUCAGGGUGUACCCCGCCUCCUGCCCGAUGAUAGCUGGGAUAGGCUCCAGCACGCCCGCGACCCUAGUGAGGAGAAGCGGCUCAGAAAAUGGAUGGAUGGCAUUCAAGCAUUUAUUCAAUAUCCGGCUUAAGGGCGAACGACAAGGGCAAAAGCGGCACUAGUAGUGGGGAAAAAAAUAGUAAGAACUGUCUGAACUGUCUUUCUUGUUAGGAAAAAGCGCAUGUUAAAACUUACCUUAAACUGGGUAUCGAAUAAAUGCUCACACGGCUUUCGAUAACAGCAUUUUACUGAGAACUAACGUUCCUACUAUAUUGUUCCUCUCAUGUAGCGCAAUAAGGUAAGAAAAUUCAAUGAUGUCUCCUUUAUUUUUUGUUUUUCUCAAUUUUUCUUUUUUUCUUUUAAUGUCAUAAGGUUGCUGAAACUGCAAUUCAGUAUUCGGCCUGCCGGCCUCUAGGUUGAGCCACUGCACUUCAAUUGUGCUUUCAUCCAAAUGAGAAAAUCCAGAAGAGGAUCCAUUGUUAGUGUAUAAUUGUCUUCGUCAAGGCAGAAUUUUCUUGUUUUGGAUUAGGUUCAGGUGUGCCUAAUGUUGUGGCCACUAAGCAUGUAUAUGAUUUGUCCAUUUCACUGCUGUGUACAAUAUUUUCCGUGUUCUGUGCCAUCAUGUUAAAUAGUACUGUGACUUUUGACAUUUGUGAGAUUUGAUGUCAGUCUGCCACUUUGCAAGGUAAUAAAGUUUAUAACUUUACAACA
Molecule: messenger RNA, 2350 nt
Organism: Phyllopteryx taeniolatus (common seadragon)
Lineage: Eukaryota; Metazoa; Chordata; Actinopteri; Syngnathiformes; Syngnathidae
Gene: sh3bgrl2
Product: SH3 domain binding glutamate-rich protein like 2
Exons: 3
Coding region: 202-609 (135 amino acids)
Cellular component (GO): cytoplasm
Source: RefSeq, a predicted model, not a curated record